This is a messenger RNA of Anolis sagrei ordinatus, 3681 nucleotides long. RefSeq names its product interleukin 17 receptor D (gene IL17RD). Lineage: Eukaryota; Metazoa; Chordata; Lepidosauria; Squamata; Anolidae. Gene Ontology annotation, molecular function: interleukin-17 receptor activity. The record is from RefSeq and is a predicted model, not a curated record.
UGCUUCCUUCUCCUGGCUCCUGCCGCGUCCAACCUGUAGCCAGUCUGUCGCUGCUGCUGCUGCUGCCGUCGGCGGACUCCGGGCUGUGGGUCUGGAGGAGCGAUGGCGCUUGGGCUCCGGAUCUGCUCCUUCCUCUUCUUCUUCUUCUCGCUCACCGUCUGUUUCCACGGACCGAGGCUUUCCGUCUCUGCAGGAGGCACCGGCAGGAAAGGCACGGCGGGCGAGGCUUGUGCCUGGAGGGGAUUAUCGCCAAUUGGAAAGAAUGCUGGGCUGCUUAAUAUCACCUUUAAGUAUGACAACUGCACUGCUUAUUUGAAUUCUGCAGGGAAGCAUGUGAUUGGUGAUGUGCAGAACAUCACUAUUAGCCAGUAUGCUUGCUCUGAUCAGGUUGCAGUGACAAUACUGUGGACAACAAAUCCCAUUGGAAUUGAAUUUCUAAAAGGAUUUCGGGUGAUACUUGAAGAAUUAAAAUCAGAAGGAAGACAGUGUCAACAGUUGACUUUGAAAGAUCCAAAGCAGCUCAAUUCAAGUUAUAAAUGGACUGGUGUGGAAUCUCAACCUUUUCUAAAUCUGAAAUUUGAAACUGACUACUUUGUAAAGAUUGUUCCUUUUCCAUCCAUUAAGAAUGAAAGUAACUAUCACCCUUUCUUCUUCAGAACUCGGCCUUGUGAAUUGCUACUACAGCCAGAAAAUAUAGCCUGCAAACCUUUUUGGAAACCUAGAAACCUGAAUGUUACACAGCAAGGCUUUAAUAUGCACAUAUCAUUUGACCAUGCACCGCAUAAUUUUGGAUUCAGAUACUAUUAUCUGCACUACAAGUUGAAAAGUGACGGAAACUUCAAGCAGAAGACUUGUAGACAGGAGAAAAAUGCAGAUAUCACAAGCUGUGUUCUUCAGAAUGUCUCACCAGGAGAUUAUAUAAUUGAGCUGGUUGAUGACACCAACACAACAAGGAAAACAAUGCAUUAUGCACUCAAACCAGUGCACUCUCCAUGGGCAGGGCCAAUAAGAGCAAUUGCCAUUACUGUUCCUUUGGUUGUCAUCUCAGCAUUUGCAACACUUUUUACUGUGAUGUGUCGCAAAAAGCAACAAGAAAAUAUCUAUUCCCAUUUAGAUGAGGAGAGUUCGGAAUCGUCAAACUACUCUUCAGCUCUCCAUGUGGAAAGGCAGCGUCCACGGCCAAAAGUGUUCAUCUGCUAUUCCAAUAAAGAUUGCCAGAAGCACAUUAAUGUCAUCCAGUGCUUUGCCUACUUCCUUCAGGACUUCUGCGGCUGUGAGGUUUCCUUAGAUUUAUGGGAAGACCUAAGGAUUUGUAAAGAAGGGCAAAAAGAAUGGCUUCAUCGAAAAAUCAAUGAGUCCCAGUAUGUUGUCAUUGUGUGUUCCAAGGGAAUGAAAUACUUUGUGGAGAAAAAGAGCUGGAAACACAAGGGAUCCAAGGAAAGGGAUGCUGGGAAAGGAGAACUUUUCAUGGUUGCUGUCACUAUGAUAGCAGAGAAGCUGCGCCAUGUAAAGCACAGCCCACAGGACCUCUGCAAGUUCAUUGCGGUCUACUUUGAUUAUUCCUGUGAGAAUGACAUUCCCGCUAUUCUGGAUUUAACUACAAAGUACAAGCUCAUGGAUAACCUGCCUCAACUUUACUCUCAUUUACAGUCCAGAGAUCUUAGCCUUCAUGAUUCAGAGUUGUAUCCUGUACACAUCAGCAAAAGGAAUUAUUUCAGAAGCAAAUCUGGACGCUCCCUUUAUGUCGCCAUUUGCAACAUGCACCAGUACAUUGACCAGGAGCCAGACUGGUUUGAGAAGCAAUUUGUUAACUUUUUCCCAGCUCCUUUACAGUACCAGGAACCUGUGAUGGAAAAAUUUGACUCUGGACUAGUGUUAAAUGAUUUAGUCAGUAAACAAGUGACUGAUGGGGAUUUCUGCCUAAAAGCUGAUGCAGAUAUUAUUCUGACAUUAAAUUCAGACUCACAUUGUAUGGCACAGCAUUUGAAUCUUGGAGAGGAUAGAGAAUCUCAGGACGUUCAUAAUGGUAGCUCCAGUCUUCCACCAUUGCUGCAUGUUGUGAAAGCUACCAAUCUGCCUGAUAUGCCCCGGGAUUCUGGAAUUUACGAUUCUUCUGUUCCUUCAUCUGAAUUAUCAUUACCUUUAAUGGAAGGACUUUUAGCAGACCAAACCGAAACCUCUUCCAUUACAGAGAGUGUCUCCUCUUCAUCAGGGCUGGGAGAAGAAGAACCUCCUUUGCUUGCUGUCACAAAAUCCCUAGUGCCUGGAAUAUGUAAAGCAGAGCUUCAUUGCCAUAUCCGCACUGAUGAACUGCAGGCAAUUGCACCUUUAUAACACAUUGCGAGAUCAUUACGCAUUGCCACUUUAUCAACAGCCUCUGUCUAUGCGUUAAUAUCUGCAUCAAUCACAGCCACAUGGCUUACCUACACUGCUUCUCAGGGGAGUUUAUGGCCAGUAUACUUCUAUCCAAAGUUGUUAUUAUUAUUUUUACAAGGAAUUGUUCUGUUUUUAUACUACAACACACUUUCUUUUUGCGUUUUGUUCAUUCAUAAUUGUCCUUCAUUUACCAUAACAAAUAAUUAAUCAUACAGAUUUCAUUGGGAAAUAUCACACAGGAAAAUAGUUCAGAAUAUAAAUCUAAAUUCCAUUUAAAUAUUAGAAUUUAGAUUAAUAUUAUAGAUUGAGCAUCCCUUAUCCGGAAUUUUAAAAUCCAAACUACUCCAAAACUUAUACACAGUGAUGGCUGAGAUAGUGCAACCUUUGCUUUCUUAUGGUUUGGUGUACAAAAACUUUGAAUAUGCUCAAAAUUAUUAAAAUAUUGUUCAUAUCUUCAGAUUGUGUAUAAAGUGUAUUUGAAACAUUACUGCAUUCUGUGUUUAGGCUUGGGUCCCAUCUCCCAAGAUGCGCAUGCAAAUACAGAUGCUCCAAAACCCAAAACACUUCUGAUCAUAAGCAUUUUGGAUAAUUGAUACUCAAUCUGCAUUUUUUCACUGUGCUACAUAAUGGUAGAUGAACGAAAUGGCUCAAUAGCCAUGUUACUCCAGACUGAGCCAUCACUUUUCAUGAAUAAUUCCCAGUGAGGAAGCCAUUUUUUUAGUUAAAGCAUAAUCAGAGCUUCCAGAAUUCUCAUUCUAAUUAUGUUGGAGAGGUGAGCUUACAAAAAAGGAUGAAGUCAUUCAUGUAACACUAAGUUAAAUGUUAGCAUGAUAGCCACAUAGCUAAUGAAUAGCCGAAGCUUUUGGUUCUCUGAUAUUCAGUGCGAUACAUAACAUUGCUUCUGGCUCUGAAUGCUAAUUGGUCUUGAUAGUAUAAUAAUGAGUAUACAAUAGAUUUGGGGAUGGGAAUACAGGAUUCGCGGUGUUGAAAUGCCAAAGACUAGGCCUAUGAAAGAAUAGGCUCUGUAGCAGAGUAGGCUCUAUUAAAAAUAAAUCUUCCUCUGUUUCUAAAAACUCUUGUGUUUAAGCUCUGCCCAGUGUGUCUUGGCAGUAAGUUAGACACAGCAGAUUUUACGUCUUAUAUUAACUUGUGGACCUAUUUGUGUUAAUCACUAUUUUGACAUGUUUAGUUUGAGAACAAUUUAAUUCCAUUGUGUUUACUAGAUCUUUUCAAACUUUCAUUUUAAAAUCAAGUGUUCGUUGCAUCAGUAAAAUGGCAUCUUUAAAAUGUUCUUGUUUUAACCCA